CUCGCUCUCUCCGGUCUUCUUCUCCGCCUAAACUCUCUGAAGACCAUUCCCUCCUCUCUCUCCCUCACUCUCCAUCCCGAAACCCUAACCCUAAUUCUCGAUUUCUCAUCCCCAAUCUAGGGUUUCUCGACGCCAUGGGCCGCGGCGGCGCUCCAUCGCCGGGGAUGACCGAUGGGGUGGUGAAGAAGAUCAUGCUCUCUUACCUCUACGUGGCGAUCUGGAUUUUCCUGAGUUUCACCGUCAUCGUCUACAACAAGUACAUCCUCGAUCGGAAGAUGUACAAUUGGCCGUUUCCGAUCUCGCUGACGAUGAUCCAUAUGGCCUUUUGCUCCUCCCUCGCCGUCGUACUCGUCCGCGUCCUCCGCCUUGUGGAGCCGCCGACAUCGCCGGCGAUGACACGCGAGCUCUAUAUCUCCUCUGUUCUCCCCAUCGGCGCUCUUUACUCGUUCUCUCUGUGGUUCUCCAACUCCGCAUACAUCUACCUCUCUGUUUCGUUUAUCCAGAUGCUCAAAGCCCUCAUGCCCGUCGCUGUUUACUCGAUUGGGGUACUCUUCAAGAAGGAGACCUUCAGGUCUUCGGCCAUGGCGAACAUGCUUUCGAUCUCCUUUGGGGUCGCCAUCGCUGCCUAUGGUGAGGCCCGGUUCGAUGUUUGGGGGGUGACUCUUCAGCUCGCGGCUGUCGCCUUUGAGGCCACCCGCCUUGUCCUCAUCCAGAUCUUGCUUACCUCGAAGGGUAUUUCUCUCAAUCCAAUCACUUCUCUGUACUAUGUGGCUCCCUGCUGCUUUGCAUUCUUGCUUGUUCCGUGGGUUCUUGUUGAGCUUCCGGUUCUCCGUCAGACCUCGUCUUUCCAUCUGGAUUUCUUUAUCUUCGGCACUAACUCGCUCUGCGCCUUCGCGCUUAACCUUGCGGUGUUCUUGUUGGUCGGAAAGACGUCUGCUUUGACAAUGAACGUAGCCGGUGUUGUUAAGGAUUGGCUUCUGAUUGCAUUCUCAUGGUCUGUGAUCCGGGACACUGUCACAACUGUGAAUUUGAUUGGGUACGGGAUUGCAUUUUUGGGAGUGGCAUACUACAAUCACGUGAAGUUGCAGGCCCUAAAAGCAAAGGAGGCACAGAAGAAGACGGCCCAGGCCGAUGAGGAGGCUGGAUCUUUGCUAGAGGAACGGGACGGGGAUGGAUUGAGGAAAAACGAUUCUCAGGCUUGAUCUCAAUAACUCCUUGCGCUUCUUUUAAAUAAUCCUCCUUUUUCAUGAAUUAUAGAUGGUCUAUUGAGAUAUUCUGCUUAGGCUGCCUACUCUUUGUUGCCUUUAGUUUCGUUUAUUUAUGAUUUUGUGUCGGGAUGGAUGAGUCGGAUACCAUGUUUAUUCGGGUUUCUCUGAUGAUGUGGAUGGGCUGGUUAUUGGAGUCUUCGGCAGAUCUUUAUGCUAAAAGGUGCAGUCUUGGCUGCUUCUUGCAUGUUGUUAUUUCUAAUUUUUAUUGGUUGCAGCAAAUGUAGGAGCUUUCUUCUUUCUGUUUACAAGAGCUGAUAAUUAUGUUCUAAUUCGGCACUCAUUAUAUUUGAAUCAGAUCUCUUUGUUACGCUUUGAGUUA
Molecule: messenger RNA, 1587 nt
Organism: Dioscorea cayenensis subsp. rotundata (Guinea yam)
Lineage: Eukaryota; Viridiplantae; Streptophyta; Magnoliopsida; Dioscoreales; Dioscoreaceae
Product: probable sugar phosphate/phosphate translocator At4g32390
Exons: 1
Coding region: 135-1202 (355 amino acids)
Cellular component (GO): endosome; trans-Golgi network; Golgi apparatus
Molecular function (GO): antiporter activity
Source: RefSeq, a predicted model, not a curated record